GGAGUCUGAAUCUAAAGUCUGAACUGGGGCGUACUUUGGUCAUGAUCUCUCUCCUAUUGAGGCACUUCCAAGUAAGUCCAAAUCCGUUUCAGCUUCCAGCCGACCAAACCCGUCUAUAUAUAUGGCCAGUUAGGGCCUCCGGAGGUGCAGAAAGGAAAGAGAAGAGAGUGCUCCAAAUCUGAUAGCGAUGCCUUUGCUGCCGAGCUCGACGCCGCUGAACCGGAUGGCGGAGGAGAUGGUGGACCAGUACCACAACCCGGAGAUCGGACGGGGCCGGUGCGGAUCGUUCCACGUGCAGCACGUUGCGGCGCCGGCCGCGGCGGUCUGGUCCUUGGUGCGGCGGUUCGACCGGCCGGAGCUCUACAAGCAGUUCGUGCGGACGUGCGCGCUGCGGGCCGGGGACGGCCGGGCGCCAGGGAGCGUGCGGGAGGUGCACGUCGUGUCGGGGCUUCCGGCGGAGACGAGCACCGAGCGGCUCGACAAGCUGGACGACGACCGCCGCAUUAUCCGGUUCACCAUCGUAGGCGGGGACCACCGGCUCAGGAACUACCGAUCCACCACGACGGUCCACGACGGCGCGUCGGCCGGGCGGGCUGUGGUGGUGGAGUCGUACACGGUGGACGUGCCGCCGGGGAGCACGGAGGAGGAGACGUGCGUCUUCGUGGACACCAUCAUUCGGUGUAACCUCAGGUCCCUGGCCCGUGUCGCGGAGAAAAUGACCCGAUCCUUAUCCAACGGCUGAAAUGCGUCCUCAGUUCUCUCCAUUCCAUUUCCUGCAAGUAGAUGGUGCUAAACGUAUGUGCCUAGGUUUUGUUUGGGUUUAAAUUUUAAAGAUAUUUUGGUCUAAUCGGUUGGAAUUGAUAAAUGAGUCGUCGAUCAUGGCCGUCUGAUCCGUGUCCGUUUCAUGGAAGCCCUUGUUUCGGCCCCGCUAAUGGACUGGAGCAGAAGCACCAAAAGGGGCUGCAGUGAUAAAAAAAGGCUCUGGUUAGGGAUUCAAGAUC
Molecule: messenger RNA, 1001 nt
Organism: Phoenix dactylifera (date palm)
Lineage: Eukaryota; Viridiplantae; Streptophyta; Magnoliopsida; Arecales; Arecaceae
Source: RefSeq, a predicted model, not a curated record